This is a messenger RNA of Eriocheir sinensis (Chinese mitten crab), 5188 nucleotides long. Its product is annotated as myosin heavy chain, non-muscle-like. Gene Ontology annotation, cellular component: myosin complex. NCBI's taxonomy places the organism in Eukaryota, Metazoa, Arthropoda, Malacostraca, Decapoda, Varunidae. The record is from RefSeq and is a predicted model, not a curated record. Gene Ontology annotation, molecular function: cytoskeletal motor activity; ATP binding; protein binding.
AAGAGCUAGCAUCUCUCAAGAAGAGCCUUGAAGAUGACCAGACAACUCAUGAGCAGCAGAUUUCUGAACUGAGACAAAAGCAUUCCCAUGCUAUUGAAAACCUUAAUGUUGAAAUUGACCAACUUAAGAAGAUGAAGAGUGGCUUAGAUAAAUCCAAGAAUCAGCUGGAGGCUGAGAAUGCAGACUUGGCUAAUGAGUUGCGUAGCAUUACCAGCAGCAAGCAGGAAAGUGAAAAGAAGCGCAAACAAUGCGAAGCCAUUAUCUCAGACUUGCAAGUGAAAAUUGCUGAAUCAGAGCGCAGCCGUACAGACCAUCAGGAACGACUCACGCGGUUAGAGCAAGAGCUAAUUGCUGCUAACCUGGCCAUGGAGGAAGCUGAUUCCAGAGCUGUGUCAGCCAACAACCAGCUCAAGAACCUGGAGUCGCACAUGCAGGAGACCCAGGGUCUGCUGGAGGAAGAGACACGACAGAAGCUGAACCUCAAUUCUCGCGUUCGAGCACUGGAACAGGAAAAGGAUCAUCUUCAAGAAGCUCUUGAUGAAGAGGAGGGAGCUAAGCGAAAUCUGGAAAAGCAGGUUGCCACACUACAGGUUCAGCUAAGUGAAGCCAAAAAGAAGGCAGAGGAGGAGUCUGGCAAUGCACAGCAGUUAGAGGAAACACGUAAGCGGCAGAUGAAGGAGCUGGAGGAACUGCGUGCCCGUUUAGCUGAGCUGGAGUCUGCCAAUGAAAAAUUGGAAAAGAGCAAGAGAAAGCUUCAGGCUGAGCUGGAGGAUGCCCAAGUAGACAUUGAUGCGAACCGGGCCAAGGUGGUUGAGUUGGAAAAGAAACAGCGUAACUUUGACAAAUUGUUGAGUGAGGAGAAGAACAACUAUGAGCGGUGCCAGCAGGAGAAGGAGAAUGCAGAACGAGAAGCUAGAGAAAAGGAGACAAGGAUUCUUUCCCUCAACAGAACACUGGAGGAGUACAUGGAACGCAUUGAGGACCUGGAGACUGGCAAGAAGAGGUUACAGCUUGAGCUGGAUGACUUGGUCUCCACACGAGGCACAGCAGACAAGAAUGUGCAUGAGUUGGAGAAGGCUAAGCGUGCCCUUGAAUCACAGCUCACAGAACAGAAGACUCAGAUUGAGGAGCUUGAGGAUGAGCUCCAGCUGACAGAGGAUGCCAAGCUGCGUCUAGAGGUCAACAUGCAGGCCAUGAAGGCUCAGUUCGAGCGUGACCUCAAUGCCCGGGAGGAACAAGGUGAGGAGAAGCGACGAGGCCUACUGAAGCAGCUGCGUGAGUUGGAAGCGGAGUUAGAAGAGGAGCGGAAACAGCGUACAGCUGCUGUCACUGCCCGCAAGAAGCUGGAGGGUGACCUGAAAGACAUGGAAGGUCAGUUGGAGAUGAACAGCAAGAUGAAGGACGAUGCUCUCAAGCAGAUGAAGAGGGCUGGAGCACAGGUGAAGGAAUACCAGCGUGAGGCUGAAGAAAGCCGGCUAGCAAGGGAGGAAACUGUUUCGCAGUACAAAGAACUUGAGCGAAAGAUGAAGGUGAUGGAGACUGAACUGCUACAGUACCAGGAGGAUCUAAGUUCUGCUGAGCGGGCCCGCAAGAAUGCAGAAACAGAGAGAGAUGAGCUGCAAGAAGAGCUUACCCAGUAUACCUCUAAGGUUACACUUGGUGCAGAUGAGAAGAAGAGACUUGAAGUACGCAUCUCCACUCUUGAAGAAGAGCUGGAAGAGGAACAGAGCAAUGUAGAGGUUUUGAUGGACAAGAUGCGGAAGAACCAGAUCUCAAUGGAACAGCUACAGACAGACUAUAACACCGAGAAAUCUUCUGUGGUGAAGCUUGAAGGCCAACGGUCCAUGCUGGAGAGGCAGAACAAGGAGCUGAAGGCCAAGCUGGCUGAGCUGGAGUCUGAAAUUCGCUCUAAGACUAAGGCCACCAUUGCAGCUUUAGAAACAAAGGUAUCCAACUUGGAGGAGCAGUUGGAGGUUGAGGCUCGUGACCGGCUGGCUCAGGCCAAGGCCAACCGCAAGCUGGAGAAGAAGCUGAAGGAGCUUGUGAUGCAAGUGGAGGAUGAGCGACGCCAUGCUGACCAGUACAAGGAACAGCUUGAUAAGUCCAAUGCGCGAGUGAAGCAGCUGAAGCGUACAAUGGAGGAGACAGAGGAUGAACUUUCUAAGGAGAAAAUGCAACGACGCAAGAUCCAGCGGGAGGUAGAAGACAUGUUAGAGGCACAAGAGGCACAGAACAGGGAAAUAUCCUCUCUCAAGACCAAACUGAGCCAAGCAGAGGCUGAAAAGGUCUUAAACCAAAUCACAAAAAGAACGAAACGUGGCCUGUGCAAGCUUACAAAGAACGCCUCGUCAUCAAAUGUGAUUGAUCUGGCACAGGACUUGAGUAGCAGCGAGGAUGAGAAACGUGGUGGAGGAAUCAGCUCUCGACUGGAGUACAUUGCUGUGAAGCGUGGGUCCAUUGCUGCUGCCAGUGAUGACUCUCAGAAUGCUGAUGACUCAGUGGAUGGAGAGGAAGAUGCUACUAAGUGAAGCAAAAUAUCUGGUCUGAGCCAACCCUCUGGGAAUGGCAUCAAGCUUGAAUCAUCUUAAGUGGGAUGUCAUUGGGUGGAUAAAUAUACAUAAAAAUAUAUAUAUAUUUCUUUUUCUUUGUGUGUUUGUGCUUUGUCAAGAUCGGCAGUAAGACUUUUUUUUUUUUUUUUUUUUUUUUUUUUUUUUCCAGACCAUAUCAAAUGAAAACUAAGAUAGUGCUGACCAAAAGCACUAGAAAACAGAUAUAUGGUUUUCUAUAAAAAAUAAGUCCUACCUAUGCCAGAAAUAAGUUACAUGAUUGUUACCAAAAUAUUUGUUCACAGUCAUGUUGCAGAGAAAUUGACUACACAUAUAUGUUAAUAUAUGACUUCUUGUCUAUUUGGAUACAUUGUUGAAUCUGUUGCCAUACCAUAUGUGGAAUGUGUGUGUGUGUUUGAGAGAGUGUGAGUGUGUGUGUGUGUGCAUGAGAGAGUGUGAGUGUGUGUGUGUGUGCACCCAAUGAGCAAAGAGAUAAAUUGAGACAUUCCAGAAAAGAGGGAAGUGGGGGGAGGAUGAAAUAAGGUGUAGUCAUGUUGGCAUGCCUGUACUUAAUCCUAAAGGGGAGACAGAAUGGAGCAUCUUUCCAUGAGUCAUAUGAGCACAAAGCAGCCUCCUCACAACUUCUGAGCAUGUGUAUGAUAGAGAGUGAGGAAAAGCUGAGAGGUAUGUGCCUUGUAGGUCAGAGUGAGUGAGGGAGUCAGGGAAGAAAACCCAAGCAAGUAGCAGAUGGAACUGAUGGUUGCCAAGCGACCAGUAUCAUCAGCUUCAUGCUGAGGAUCAAGUACAUCAGGCUAGUGUUGGAGGGUGAGUGCUGAGUGACCGGCUCAAAUCGACUUUGCAUUACCCGUUACCCGAACUUGAGAUAAUACAUUACGAUCUUGCUUCAUCCACUGCAGGAGCAACAUAAGUAGCAAAGCUCCAGUGGAUGUAACACUGCCACCACAGGCCCUCACAUAAUAUUAGUCAUGCGCCUGUGCAUGGUAUGCCUUUUUUUACUGUCCUAAUGGAAUUUCAUUUGUAUUAUUACUGUCAGACUAACAAUGAAUGCUUCCAAUUUGCUAUUACACUUGUAUAGACUUAAUUAAUAUUGAAUAAAUAACUAUUGUCAUUAGCUGCCUAUGUUUUAUUAUUAUUAUUAUUAUUAUUAUUAUUAUUAUUAUCAUCAUAAUUAUUACUACUACUAUUACUUGUAUAGUUGCCAGAGAGUUUAGUGACAAAAAUGUUCUUAUACAUCCUGUACUACUUUCUUACCCAGAGCUUAAUUACAACCAUCCAUGCCGCAGAAUCCGUUUUUCAUCCUUCUGUCUUUUAGAUGUACACUGGUUGUAACUUUAGUGAAUUUAUUUAUCUUGCAAGUGACCUUAAAUACCAUACCAUGCUCAUGAUGUAUUACAACCUCAGCCUGCAAUAUGUAAUUCCCAUUUGUCUAGAAACUAUUGCCUUAUAGAUGUAGUCAAAAGUUAAUUUGAUAUUUAUAUUCUGAUAGUAGACCGUAGGCAUCCUUAUGAUAAGAGUAAUGUUGUACAGGAUGGUGAUAAGAAACAAUAGCAUUGAUGGAAAGAACCGAUUUGUGAUUUAAGGUAUAUAAAAGCUUCUAUAAGGUGCUUUGUUUUGAUAUUGCUAUAUUGCAUUUGUUAAUUUGAAGUGAUGAUCAGGUAUAGUUAGGUAUAGAUAUAGAAUUUUGAUUGAUAAAAGUUUUCUAUAAAAGAGCAGGGUACAUCAUGCUUACCAGACAAUUGAAGGCCACCUUUUGUUCAAGAAUCAUCAGUUAGAAUGCACAAAGUGCAGUCCAUGGCAAUGAUGUGAUAGGAAAAGGUUCAUGACAACUUACUGAUCAAGAUCACACACACACACACACACACACCAAAAAAAAAAAAAAAAAAAAAAAAAUGUACAUAUACACACUUGUAUGCAGUUGUGGACUUUUAAAUAAUUCCAUAUUGGAGAAAAGUGAUAAAUUCCCCCACAGAAACAAGCCCUCAGUUUGCACCAACCUCUCUUCCUCUUUAUGUCUCCACCUCCCACAAAUUAUUCUGAACAUGUCCUCAGUAUUCUUGAGGAUGUCUGUCAGAUGAAACAUAGUGGAAACAUAGUAGGCCAAAUCAAAAGCCAUUGGUGUAAAUUUAGGACUUGUUUUGUUGGUUAGUUUGGCUCCAGCUCAGUGUAUCUGGGGAGAGUGGGAGAGAUGAAAAGGGGAACCCAGAACCUUCCAUUAGCUUGGAGUGAGACAUCCUGCCACCAGAAUAGUCUAAGGGGAUUGACCGUCCAGUUACUCCUUUGCCAUAAUGCAGAGCCAAAAGAGAGGGGGGGAUACAAUUUGGGGGACCCCUGAGGUGUGAAGUUGGUGGUGGUACUGAUGUUUUAAGUUCCUAUGCUGAGGAAAAUGUGCCAAGUGCAUCUUUACUUUUUCACAUCAGUGAGCCUAGGUAAUGAGCCAAAGACAGCAAUCAGUGUUAACUUAGGUAAUGAAGUCUUUUUGUCACCGACUUUUGGUGGGGGAGAAUCUAGUGUCGACAACUGUGCUUAGCACUAUUAUAAUUUAUAAAGUAAUUAAAUUUCCCAUAUAGUGAUUUGUAUACUUUGGAUGCAUUCCAACUGACUGCAAUAAAUGGCCUUAACAA